Mercenaria mercenaria is the source of this 1392-nucleotide messenger RNA. RefSeq lists its product as uncharacterized. The coding region runs from base 135 to 1202 and encodes 355 amino acids. Gene Ontology annotation, molecular function: protein binding. The record is from RefSeq and is a predicted model, not a curated record. NCBI's taxonomy places the organism in Eukaryota, Metazoa, Mollusca, Bivalvia, Venerida, Veneridae. The transcript has 2 exons.
AUCAACAAGUUGUAAAUCUACUUUAAGUUUAUCAAUAACUACAGCAUAGCCUAAAUUCGCUAGAUUUUAAGAUUCGUUUAGCUGAAGAACUUGUAAAUACAAAGUUCUUUCUUAAGCCUUGAACAAAAACAAAAAUGGAAAAUUCUUUUGAAAGUGAAGAGGAGGACGAAGAAGCGGGAAUUUGUUACGAUUUCACCAAGAAGACAUGGCGGGACGAUGUAACAUUUAUUGUGGAAGGCCAGCACCUCCAUGCGACAAAGGCAAUAUUAGCCAUGGAAUCUCCCGUGUUUGAAGCUAUGUUUGGGACCAGCUUCCGAGAACGGGACGAAAAGGAAGUGCCGUUGCCAGGUAAAAAGUAUGCAGACUUCAAAGAGUUUCUCCACUGCAUUUAUCCAAAAUCCAAGAAGAAGAUAGGCAAAAGAAAUGUAUAUAAAGUCCUACCUUUGGCAGAUGAAUAUGAUGUGAAAUCUUUGAUCAAAGAAUGCAAGCGGUUCCUCAAUUCCCACCUAAUAAAUGACCGACCGUCAACGCAAGAGGUGAUGUUUUGUCACGGAUUAGCAACUCGGCAUAAAUUCCAGAGCCUGAGGAAAGUGUGUGCAACACGGCUGUCAGAUGUAGGACUGAAGAAAAUAGAAUCUACAACAGUUGGUGUGAGUGAUACGGAGACACUACUACAAAUUCACAAGGAUAUUUUGAAACAGCAAGGUGAAACUUUGGAAGAGACGCGCACAGAACUGGUUAAGUUAUAUCUGGACAAAAACUUACCAGAGCCGUUGCAACCUUCAAUCUCGGAAGUCAGAGGUUCGAUCAUUAGAUUCAAACCAAACAUAAAUUCUUUAGAUGAACUGGAGCCAAGAUUUAGUAACAUAGUUACAAUUUGGGAUAUCGGAUUCCAAGUUUCCGUACAUGUGGUUAAAAGAGAUGAGAAAUGUCUGACAUUGUCUAUCUAUCCCAGAUUUCCCAGAAAUAAUAAUUACAGUUCAUGCUGUGUGAGUGCAGUUGUUUUCUUAAAAUGUACUGGCAAGGUAGGAAGACCGCCUUUUCGUUUAAAGAUGAAAGACUGUGAGUUUUUGGAUGGACAACUAAUGGGACACGAGAAUUUUAUGACACUGACCAAUCUUGCUAAUGCAGGGUUUAUGGAAAAUGGGACAUUGGAUAUUGUUGUUUAUUUGUUGGCCAAAAAGCCGUCUGUUAAAGAUUAAAGGUUAACAGUUAAAGCACAAGGACAAGAGUUUGCAUGAUAUACCUGUAUGAAUACUAGUAAAUGCAAAUGUGGCACAAGAACAGAAUUGCCAACAUGAUUUAAUAGCAUGUGUUUAAUGUUCUUAGGAAUAAUUGAUGUAAAUUUGAAAUUCAAAGAACAUUUCAUUUUGUAUUACAGUAACUCCAAUA